Oncorhynchus mykiss (rainbow trout) is the source of this 4391-nucleotide messenger RNA. The record is from RefSeq and is a predicted model, not a curated record. Lineage: Eukaryota; Metazoa; Chordata; Actinopteri; Salmoniformes; Salmonidae.
UCGCCAUAUUGAGCGGCAGCUACCCCCUUCUCGAAUGUAGACCUUUUUUGGAAGUACUGGUGCUUUCAGGACAACUGGGGGGGAAACGAGGUUAAAUAAUGACGUUAGUGAACUUCAGGUCGGAGCUCUAGAAAGAUACCCUAGUAUCCGACUUGGAUGGCUGUUCAAAACGAUUUUCCAAAUCGGAGCGAACGUAUUUUGACAUUAUAACGGUUGCAGAGUUGUCUAAUGGGGCAAUAAAUUGUAAAUUAUUGGACAAUAGAGGAUAUUCGUCAAAUCCAACGUCUCCUCUACCAAGAUACUGGUGCAGCUAGCUAACGUUAGCUAGUAACAAAAAAAAAGCUACCUUUGGCUAGCAGCUACCUGCAGUAACCCUCAUGUUUACUGUGCGCCAUGCAAGCUUUAGUCGCACAUUAGUCAACUCCCAAACUCACAUUUAACGUUGAAAAGUCUUUGCUAUUAAUCGUUUGGGGAGAAAAGGUUGAGCUCCAGUAGGACUGUAAACUUCCGUUCCGUACUAAAACCGGAAGUGGCGUAAUAUUUGUGCUGCCAUCAGGUAGGUGGCUAGCAACUCCGCGUUUUCCAAGUUAUAAUAAAUAUAUUUAUAUAUGAGACGUGACUUGAUACGUUGCUGAUUUAAGGAUUACUGCCCCUACUAGAAUGCGAGAUCAUCUAAAUAGCUAGAACUCUAUGAAAAGGACAGAAACAGAGAGAGCAAGCUAACAGAAGUACUAGCAUCGUUAGCAUAGGUGGGUGGCUGUUUUGUUUGCUGCAGUACUGUUAAUGUCAGAAGCUGGCCUUUAUUGAUAAAGCACCGUAUAUGGAUCCUCACAUCAGUGUUAAAGACGAACCCACUAGUGAUGAUGACGUUACACACAGCUGGUGCAACCCUGUCCAGCCCUCACAAAUGGACUACAGUCAUGAAGGUGCUGUUGAUAAGUCUGGGUUGGAACCAGAGGACCUUCCAGGCCUCCGUGAGGCAAGAAAACCAACAUUCAAUGUGAUUGUCAAAGAGGAGGAGGAAGAUGAGGAUGAUGAGGAUGAUGAGGAGGACAUGGUUGACCGAGGUUCAGACACCGACUACACACCAAGUCCCGCUGUGGUAGUGAAGGUGGGAGAACCCAAAGCACCAAAGAAUAAGAACACAGUAAAGAAACUCCACCAGUGCCCCGACUGCGGUAAAACCUUUGAGAGGCUGUCGCGUCUGAAGAGGCACGAGCCAUCACACUUGAGGAAGAGCAAGCACCCGUGCCCUGACUGCAACCAGUCUUUUGGCAACCUCUCAGUCCUGAAGAAACACAGGGGAACACACAAGAGCACCGAGAAGCCGACUCACCAGUGUCAACAGUGUGGCAAGACGUUUGAGAAGCUGUCGCGCCUCAGAAGGCACCAGCCCGUACACCAGAGGAGAAAGAGGAUGGACCACCCGUGUCCUAAAUGUGGCAAGACCUUCAAGAAGUUAUCCGGCCUGGUUCGGCACGAGCGAGGACACACCGGAGAGAAACCGUUCCCUUGCUCCCAGUGCGGGAAGAGCUUUGCCGACGACCGUCACCGGAAAGUGCACGAGCAGGCUCACCAAGGGAAGCUGGAGAGACCCCACCGCUGCGCUGACUGCGGGAUCUGCUUCCCCAAACCAUCCGAGCUUCGACGGCACCAACGCGCUCACACGGGAGAGAAACCGCACCGCUGCCCUGACUGUGGGAAGGCCUAUUCCCGGUCAGAGACUCUGAAGAGGCACCUUCUCAUCCACACGGGGGAGAGACCUCACCUCUGCACUGAUUGUGGGAAAAGCUUCAUUGACUUGCAGCAGUUGAAAUCUCACCAGCGGAUUCACACUGGAGAGAAACCAUUCCACUGCCCCGUGUGUGGGAAGGGUUUCUCACAGAGGGGUAACAUGAGGGCACACCAUCGGACUCACACAGGGGAGAAACUUCACCACUGUGCCGACUGCGGGGCCAGUCUCUCCACAUCUUCUAGUUUAAAAGAGCAUCAGCUCAUUCACACAGGAGAGAGGCCCUUCCAGUGUCUGGUCUGUGGCAAACGCUUUCUGCACGUCUGGAGACUCAGAAAACACCAGAAGACACACACACACACACACACACACACACACCGGACUAAGACACACACCGGACUAACACACACAACGGACUAACACACACAACGGACUAACACAUGCCGGACACACGCUGGAUACACAUAAGGAAGACGUCUCUGUGUGCUUUGAAAGAGCAGCAACUGUAGUGUUGUACUACUACUAUUAAUACUACUAAUAUGAAUACGACUAAUAUUAAUACUACUAAUAUUAAUACUACUAAUAGUUAAUACUACUAAUAUUAAUACUAGGAUUGUGGGUUCAAUUCCUGGGACCACCCAUACGUGAAUGUGUGCAUGCAUGACUGACUUUGGAUAAAAGCAUCUACUAAAUGACUGUUAUUAUUAAUGUCAGCAACCCAGAACCAACACAAAUAAUUUAAUUAACUUUAAUAGCUUGCAGUAGGGAUCUGCUUGUGAGUAUUAAAAUGACAUGUGUAUAGAGGAGGUGUACUACAAAGCAGGAUCAAUUAGUUAUCCAGCUAACUUUGAUAAGCAACCAGAAAUAUCUAUUGAUUUUUCUGACUAAUUAAUGCAUUCAAAAUGAGAUAUGCGUUGUUGGUUGAGUCAGCUAUACAAUGCCAAUUCCAAGCUUCUCUUUCUAAAAACAAGAAAAGGUCAUAUCAGAGUAUUUAGACAGGCUGACUCAUUGAAUGGUCUUUGUAGUUUAGCCCUCUGGUCUACGCCUCGUCCCAUUUUAAUCAACACUGAACAAUGCUCUUUAUACGUCUGACAUAACUAUUUUAAUGGUACAUUUAAUAGGCUGGUGUUUUGUAUGUGUGUGUGUGUGUGUGUGUGUGUGUGAGUACACGUUUUACUAUACUUGUGAGUACCAGAAGUCCUCAUGAAUAGUAAACUAACUAAAAUCCAGAGAAGGACUUUUUUUUUCAGUCUUCACUUGUAAAAAGGUUAUUUUAGGCUUAGGGGUUAGGUUCACAGUUAGGGUUUAGGGGUUAGGAAAAAUAGGAUUUUGAAUGGGAAUCAAUUGUUGGUCCCCAAAAAGUCCUGCAAUGAAACCCAUUAUCUGUAGUCUAGGUAACGGUCUCUCCAGCUAACAUCCCACUCCUCGUCACUCCUCGUCACUCCCAAAGAGACUGGCCUUUCAGCCAUAGAAAUAUGAAUAGAAAGGUGUCAACAUUCAAGUCAAUGAUGGCAUAAUGGGUGGACUGGCAGCCAUUUUGAGUGUAUCCAUGCCAGGAAGUAAAAGCAGGAAGUGUACCCUUUAAUCUGUGCUGUGAUUUGUUGAGUGAACUAAACUGAUGUUUAAAAAAAUAUAUACAUUCCAUUGCAUGAGCCACAUCAGUUAGUAUCAUUUGAAUGAGCAUUUUACAUUACCAUGGCAACCCAGCAUCAGCUGAUAGAACAUUUCCAAAAUACCAUGAACAUUAUUGCAUCAAUAUUGUUCAAUAUGCACUGGAUUUAUGGCGGAGUUGCUCCUUGGCUGUUGGAAAUAACAUUCAUAUUUUCCAUGACAACAUGUGGAGCCUCAAUUAGAAUACAAAGUAAAAACAACAUUUAGCUGUUAGCUAGGCAAGUUAUUUUUAGGUUUCAAAAUCUAAACGGAGGUUUUGUGGUUGGAAUUGAAGUAGGUAUUUACUUCAUUUAAAUUCCAGUCAAUUCAGUACACUGAAAUGUCAAUUCUCUUCAAUACUUUUCAAUGAGGGAAAUGUGGAAUUGGAAUAGUUUACUUUCUGAAUUGACUGGAAUUGACCUCAACCCUGCACAAAAGCCCAUAUUUGUCCUCGAGGCUUCCACAUCGUUUACUUUUUUCCCCCAUUAUUAGCCAAAUAAUGGCCAUUCUGCACAACAAAAACAUUCAGACAGGCCCACCCAUUGGGCUAAUGAUGGACUAGACCAUCACUGUUGCCAAUCGACCCUAUAUUAUAGGCUACCCUUGCCUUGCCCCAGUCAUUCUAUAAGUAUACAAUGAUAUGUUGUAUGGUAGGGUAUACUUUAUUCUGUAGACACUAGGAAAUACUCUGACAGGUUACAUUAUGAUUACAGUGUGCUGUAUUCUAGUAAAUACUCUGAUAGUUUACAUUAUUACUAUUCUACUAGAUUCUAGGAUAUAAUCUGAUACAUUAUGAUUCUAGGAUAUACUCUGAUAGGUUACAUGAUUCUACUGGAUUCUAGGAUAUACUCUGAUAGUUUACUGCUAAGAAGGCCAGCACCCCGGAAUCACCUCUUCACUGUUGACGUUGAGACGGGUGUUUUGCGGGUACUAUUUAAUGAAGCUGCCAGUUGAGGACUUGUGAGGCGUCUGUUUCUCAAACUAGACAUUCUAAUGUACUUGUCCUCUU